This is a messenger RNA of Salvelinus fontinalis (brook trout), 1458 nucleotides long. RefSeq names its product basic leucine zipper transcriptional factor ATF-like 3. NCBI's taxonomy places the organism in Eukaryota, Metazoa, Chordata, Actinopteri, Salmoniformes, Salmonidae. The record is from RefSeq and is a predicted model, not a curated record. The transcript has 3 exons. Gene Ontology annotation, molecular function: RNA polymerase II cis-regulatory region sequence-specific DNA binding; DNA-binding transcription factor activity, RNA polymerase II-specific. Gene Ontology annotation, biological process: regulation of transcription by RNA polymerase II. Bases 163 to 534 code for a protein of 123 amino acids. Gene Ontology annotation, cellular component: nucleus.
UGAAGCGGCAAGUGCACUUUGAACAAGUGAAACUGUUUGUCUCUUGCAUACAAAUCCGUAUCACUUUUGUAGACUAUAUAUCUUGGAACUUGCUACCUUCAAAAGCGACUUGUUUUUUUUAUACAUUUCAUAUUUUAAAUAAUCGAUAUAGGCUAAACUGGGAUGUCUGACUGCGAUAUUUCUAGCGGCUUUCUGCAAAUCAAUGAUCAAAGCCGUUUUAUGCUUCAAAGAUGCGAGAGCUCUGGUGAUGAAGAUGAUGACUGGAGACUAAAAAGAAGGGACAAUAACAGGGUGGCAGCACAGAAGAGCCGAAAAAGACAGACACAGAGAGCAGAUGAGCUGCAUAAGGCAUAUGAGUGUCUGGAUCAGAAGAACAGGCGGCUGAAGAAGGAGGUACAGUUUCUGUCUGAGGAGCAAAGGCGUCUGACUGAGGCACUCAAGGCCCAUGAGCCUCUCUGUCCAAUCAGGCACUGUGUUCCCACCCUGGGGUCAGGGCCCUGGGAUGUAGGGGUCCUCUCCAGUCUGCCCAGAUAGCCACCAUACCAUGCAAAGACUACAGAGACAAACCAACAUGGGAGACUUGUAAACAGUUAACAGGUCAGAUUAUGCAUGUCCUCUGUCCUUUGUACUCUCUGUGUCAAUUCGUUUUGUAUAGCUUGAAUCAAGUUGUAAUCAAAUAAUUAUAGGAUGAAGUAAUGAGCUUUGUUUCAGAUGUUCAAAUUGCUUGUCCUGUUUAAAAUGUUUUGUAUAAGAAAUUGCAAAUACAUUGCAUAUCCCUCUCCCUUUGAGUCUGAUAAAUGUGGUUACCGUACCUUUUAAUCACUUGUGUUUUUGAACUGGUUUUCCGGUAUCUGGGUUUAGCCAUGUGGGAACUUCUCCUUUAGCAGAAACAAUAAACCAUACAAUUUUUUGGGGGGGUUUCCUUAUUCCCUACUCUAAAACAAGUUAUACACUGGCUAUUACUAAUGUAUUUAUGAAUUUCAACACUUAAUUGAUAAAUUAGAUAAUCAAAUCACUUAAUCCAAAGAUCAGAUGUAGAGUAAUAUUACAUUUUUUGGUUAACUCAUGUUAUUACAUUGUUGAGGUUACCCACUCUCUCUUCCCUAUAAUGUGGGUAAACACUCACUAACCUCAUGUCUUCUCAUACAUCUAAAAAAUGUGUGAUGUUGAAUAAUGUUGCAUUCUGGUCAACAUCAAUGAUCUACAGUACGUUAUGGUCUAUCUUGAUGACAUGACUGCAGGCUUCUCUCAAGCGUUAUUAUGGAUGGUUGUAUACAUUCCCAGUAGUCUAGUAUUUGGCAAGGCUGUUUCUAAGAAAUGCAGGCUGACCAAUGAGAGAAGUGAAAGACUCUCCAGCCACACAGGCAGUGCUUUUCAUACCAGAGGAAUCUAUUGACUUCAGUGUACUGUAUUUGAGGGAGAUUCUGGUGAUUAUCAUAAAGCCUUUUGUGUGGAUCA